CAUGACGUUGAUUAUACGACGCGACGUUCCCUCUGAACCAACAGUAUUAUUCCACCAUCAGGAAACCUCUUUUCCAUUUCAAUUCGAUGGGAAAAGGUGGGGGCUGUGUUCCUAGCAAGAAAAAACUCCCCGAACCCACAACAAUAGUAGAUGAAUCCCCACCAGAUUCCACCUCCAACACCACGGCCGGACCAGACCCGUCCAAGAACCUCAGGCUUUUCAUAGUUUUUUACUCAAUGUACGGUCACGUGGAGGGCCUGGCCAGGCGUAUGAAGAUGGGUGUCGACGCCGUUGAUGGUGUCGAGGCGGAGCUGUUUCGGGUACCAGAGACGCUGCCUGAUGAUGUCCUGGCCCAAAUGCGGGCCCCUCCUAAGGACGAUUCGAUUCCGGUAAUCGGGUCCCCUGCAGACUUGGUGUCGGCGGAUGGGUUCUUGUUUGGGUUCCCAACGAGGUACGGGUGCAUGGCGGCCCAAAUGAAAGCUUUCUUUGAUUCGACUGGACAGUUGUGGAGGGAACAGAAACUAUCUGGGAAGCCCGCCGGAUUCUUUGUCAGCACCGGAACUCAAGGAGGUGGCCAAGAGACCACUGCAUGGACAGCAAUCACUCAGCUAGCUCAUCAUGGGAUGCUAUUUGUGCCCAUUGGGUAUACUUUUGGCGCUGGUAUGUUCAAAAUGGAUUCCAUUAGAGGGGGUUCUCCAUAUGGUGCUGGAGUCUUUGCUGGGGAUGGCACAAGAGAAGCAAGUGAAAUGGAGCUGGCCCUGGCAGAGCAUCAGGGUAAGUACAUGGCUGCUGUAAUCAAGAAGCUAGCUCGGGGUUGAAAAUGUUAGCUUUUCAAGUCAUUUGAACUUGGAUUCGUUAUAUUGGCUUUGACAUUUUUCCAUUUUCCUUCUUUUGGAUGGUCCCUUUAGUCGGUAGCUUUAUGGUUGACCUGCCUUUUCGUUCGUGAAAAAUGUGCAUAUUUUUUUGUGUUUUUUGACUGGUUACAGCAUAAUAAGUUGCGUGCCUAGAUUUGUUGCUUAUGUAUUGUUGACUCACUUGAUUCGAGGAAUAUAUCUGCUGCGGAAGACUUGACUAGUCAAAA
This is a messenger RNA of Olea europaea var. sylvestris, 1081 nucleotides long. RefSeq names its product probable NAD(P)H dehydrogenase (quinone) FQR1-like 2. The transcript is spliced from 2 exons. The record is from RefSeq and is a predicted model, not a curated record. Lineage: Eukaryota; Viridiplantae; Streptophyta; Magnoliopsida; Lamiales; Oleaceae. The coding region runs from base 87 to 818 and encodes 243 amino acids. Gene Ontology annotation, molecular function: FMN binding; NAD(P)H dehydrogenase (quinone) activity.